This is a messenger RNA of Linum tenue, 150 nucleotides long. Lineage: Eukaryota; Viridiplantae; Streptophyta; Magnoliopsida; Malpighiales; Linaceae. The record is from the annotation of a GenBank genome assembly.
AUGUUACGUCAAUUUGAGCUUGCUCGCUCUGUGCAAUUACGCCCUUAUAAUGCAAUCGCAUUCUCCGGCCCAAUUGCUGUUUUUGUUUCUGUAUUUCUAAUUUAUCCACUAGGUCAGUCUGGUUGGUUUUUUGUACCCAGUUUUGGAUGA